CUAUCAGAAACAGGUACUCUAAGACUAAUCGCAUCUCUCUCUCUACACACACUGCUCAGCCUGGCCUCAGUCCAUAGCCACACCUCCUGCAGCUGUGGGCUGAACCAGGAUGUCAUUCCCAUUCUCUGUCAUGCAGUUUCAGAGAAACUAAACAUAACGCUGUUUGUCAGUGUGAGCAGUAAAAUGGCUGAGGCCAGUAUCUCAGUGGAUCAGAACCAGUUUAUCUGUGAAAUCUGUCUGGAUCUACUGACGGAUCCGGUGACUAUUCCCUGUGGACACAAUUACUGUACGGACUGUAUUAAAAGGUGCUGGGAUCAGGAUGAUUGUACUGGUGCUUACAUCUGUCCCCAGUGCAGAGAGACCUUCUCCACAAAGCCUAUUAUGAGGAAAAACACCAUGUUUGCUGAGGUGGUGGAGAAACUGAAGACAGGACUCCAAGCUCCUCUUCCUGCUUACUGUUACGCUGGACCUGGAGAUGUGGCGUGUGAUUUCUGCUCUGAGAGAAAGCGUAAAGCCAUCAAGUCCUGUCUGGUGUGUCUGGCCUCUUACUGCAAAACUCACCUCCAGCCUCACUAUGAAUCUCCUGCCUUUAAGAAGCACAAACUGGUCAAAGCCACUGGAAACCUACAGGAGAAGAUUUGUUCUCCUCAUGACAAACUGCUGGACAUUUACUGUCGUACCGAUCAGCAGUGUAUCUGUUAUCUGUGUACGAUGCAUAAACACAAAGGCCAUGAUACAGUUCCAGUGGCAACAGAAAGGACUGAGAAACAGAAACAGCUGGAGUCGACACAGAGUAAAUUUAAGAUGAUAACCCAGGAGAGAGAGAAGGAGCUGCAGGAUCUGAGAAGGGCUGUACAGUCACUCAAGAGCUCUGCACAGGCAGCAGUGGAGGACAGUGAGAGGAUCUUUACUGAGCUGAUCCACUCCAUUGAGAGAAGGCGCUCAGAGGUGAAAGAGCUGAUCAGAGAUCAGGAGAAGGCUGCAGUGAGUCAGGCUGAAGGGCUCCUAAAGCAACUGAAGCAGGAGAUUGCUGAGAUGAGGAAGACAGAUGCUGAGCUGGAGCAGUUGUCACACAUGGAGGAUCACAUCUACUUCUUCCAGAGCUUUAACUCUGUCUGUGCCCCUCCUGGACCUGGAGACUUACCCAGCAUCACUAUCAACCCACAUUUCUCCUUUGAGACUGUAAGGAAAUGUGUUUCUGAGCUGAAAGAGCGACUGGAGGACGUCUGCAAGGGUGAAAUGUCUAAGAUCUCCAAGGCAGGCAGAGCAAUGGGCAUUUAUGGCUGCUUUACUGAGACCGGGGAGCCCUCAGAAGCCAGAGCCACAGCAGCUGAAGUGGAGACCUGUCCCCUCUGCAUGAAGCCCUUUCAGAAGAAGCAGAGGCUGAUAUGUACUCAUGCCUUCUGCGAAGCCUGUCUGGAGAGAUCUACAAAAAGACUGGGUCCCCAGUGUCCAGUGUGUCUAACAGCACUGGGAGUCCAGCCGGAGGGACGGAUGACAUGGAAACAUUUUUUUGGAUACGCUCUUUUAAUUACAUACAAUAUUCCUGAUGGAAUACAGAUGGAGGCCCAUCCCAACCCAGGAAAGCCCUUUACUGGAAUCCAAACAUCGGCCUGGUUACCAAAAAGCCGAGAGGGUCAGGAGGUGCUGAAGCUGCUGCAAAGAGCCUUUGACCAGAAGCUGGUUUUUACUGUGGCUGCAACCGAUGGAGGUGCAGACAGAGUCGUCUACACUGACAUCCCCCAUGCAGCAAACUGGGAUGAGUGCAGACAGCCUGGCUUCUUACAAAAGGUGAAGGCGGCACUCAGAGCCAAAGGCAUUCAAUGACUGCAUGAACAGACAUCGAAUUGUUGAAUACUCUCCCUGUGCGUAUUCACACACACACACACACACACACAAACACAUGCGCACACACACAACACUCACAUACGCACACACUACACAUACAUGCAAACACACAUACUCACGUUAAUUUUAUAUAAUAUGGAUGAUUUUGUGGAUGAUGAGGCUACAGUUCAGCUCUAUGACCUGAAAGCAAAAUUCUUUCCCCAUCACCCAGGUAACACCAUCACUGCCAUAAAGCGUGGUGUUGGCAGCAUAGUGCUGUGGGGUUGCUUUUCAGCAAGACAGAAUUUAAAGCUUAUUACCAUGAAGGACAUGAUAGAUGGAGCCAAAUACAGGAAGAGUCUUGAGGAGAACCUGUUUCUGUCCUGAAGAGACUUACAUAUAGGACACAAAUUCAUGUUCUAACCAGGCAAUGACCCAAAGCACACAAAAAAACUACCAAGGAAUGUCUUUAAAACACGAAGGCCAGUAUUCUGGAAUAUCCCAGUGAGAGCCCAGAUAUGAACCCCAUUGAAAAUCUGUGCUGUGGCCUAAAAAAAUUGCUUUCCACCAACACUCCCGAACUUUGAAAUUUGAAACUUUUGGAAAUUUGAUAGGAGGAACGGGAAUUUCCCCUUGUUUUUUAUUUCUUCUGUAUGAAGUGUCCGCUUGUGUGUAUUUACUCCUUACUUUGUGAUAAUAAACUUCCUUCCUGACAUUUUG
Anguilla rostrata (American eel) is the source of this 2547-nucleotide messenger RNA. RefSeq names its product E3 ubiquitin/ISG15 ligase TRIM25-like. The transcript has 6 exons. The record is from RefSeq and is a predicted model, not a curated record. Gene Ontology annotation, molecular function: zinc ion binding. Bases 184 to 1827 code for a protein of 547 amino acids. NCBI's taxonomy places the organism in Eukaryota, Metazoa, Chordata, Actinopteri, Anguilliformes, Anguillidae.